Messenger RNA from Necator americanus (New World hookworm), 948 nucleotides. RefSeq lists its product as uncharacterized. NCBI's taxonomy places the organism in Eukaryota, Metazoa, Nematoda, Chromadorea, Rhabditida, Ancylostomatidae. The transcript is spliced from 3 exons. Bases 1 to 948 code for a protein of 315 amino acids. The record is from RefSeq and is a predicted model, not a curated record.
AUGGCUAUAAAAUGUGGUGCGAAGGUCCCACGGCGUGGGGUUGGUGCACCGGCGCCAGAUAGAGAGCGAAGUCUCGGAACUAUCAUUAACUGCGAUCUCUUCGCUACGCUGGCCAGCUUUUGGAAAGAUUCCGCAAUGGUCAACGUUGACGAGGAAUAUGACCAGCUUGUUGAACACCUUUACAACUGCACGAGGAAGACUAAGAGUUUUAAAAACACCAAGAGACGCCUGUCUCUUGAAACUCUUGAGCUGAUACGCCAAGUGGAGCCGCACGAGCUGCAGGGAACCAAGAACUCCGAGCUGGCAAGGCUUUGCAGAGAGGCGAUAAAGGAAGGCCUUAAAGAGAGAAGAGCAAAAGUGCUGGCUGAAGCUGCAGAAGCGGGAAGAAGCAUCAGCUAUGCCCAUCGAGACUUCGCCAGUCGCAAGGCGAGGAUGACUGCUCUUCGGAACCCGAAGGGAACAACCAUUGCAUCGAGAAGGGUAAUGAAGAAAAUCAUCCACGACUUCUACUCUGAUCUCUUCGCCGGCCAUGUCCACUUGCCUCCUCAUCAUCUUAAGGAAGACGAACAUGUCAUUCCAGAUUUCUCCCGUCCGAAGUACGACAUGCCAUUAUGUCGGAUAAAAAAAGUCUUAGAUGAAAGAGAACCAUGCGAGCAAGCUGGGUUUCAAAAAGGAUUCAGCACGAUUGAUCACAUUCACACUGUUUCUAAACUCAUCGAGGUAUCACGAGAGUACAAGAUGGCGCUCUGUCUCAGCUUCAUCGACUUGGACUUGAAGAAGGACUUCGACUCAGUUGAGACAGAAGCGGUCGUGGAAGCCUUGGACAACCAAGGCGACCCUACUCAGUGUAUAAAGGCACUUCGAGAGUUGUGCAGUAAAUUAACGUGCAGAAUUUCGUCAUUGUACAAGAACAUCAUCAUUGACGUAAAGAGGGGUCCGACAAGAUGA